Ooceraea biroi (clonal raider ant) is the source of this 2484-nucleotide messenger RNA. RefSeq lists its product as uncharacterized. The record is from RefSeq and is a predicted model, not a curated record. Lineage: Eukaryota; Metazoa; Arthropoda; Insecta; Hymenoptera; Formicidae.
GUGUCGCGUCGCGCUGGUGUGCCGGAGGUCUAUGACGCAUUAUUCCGCACGCUCUAUUCCGUACCAUGUGACUUCAGCCUUAUGGAAGAAAGCGAUAAAUAAAAACUUUCGCGAAAAUUUGCGGAAAUGGCGGAUUUACAUGUGAUUUCCUAGAAAAGGUUAACCUCCAAAAUUCGCCGUCAAAACUUUAUUAUCUUGGUGUACUUGUCGAGUUACGUACGAGAGGUUAGGUUUGACGUCGCGGUAUCGUCCGGUGCGCCUAAUGAAGAGAGAGUUGCCGUCCUGGAGGUACGUCGUUGCUCGUCGUUCGCGGCAGGACGGGUUAUAAUCCGUCGACGUAAACCUGACACGUACGAUCCACGAAGAUACUUCAAGUCGCGCGAUCGUUCUCGUUCGCGGCGCGAACCUGCGAAUAUCACGUCGGCAUUUCGGAGCACCUCCCAGCACAUCGCGCCGAACACGUCGCCAGUGUCACUGGAUGCUCCAAUCUUGCGGCGAGGAUCGAGGCUGCGGGAGCGAGCAACGAUGCCCAACGGAGCGAAUUUGGGGUAUACCUGCGUAAAUGAUCUCGUGAAGCAGGCGAGAGUCAAUUGUGUGGGGAAGAAGCCACGCAGCAUGUACCAGAGGCUUUCCACCAUGCGCCAGAAGUCCGAGAUGGUGAAGAAGAACGGUAACGACAAGACUGCGUAUAUCCUCUUGAAGAGAUGGCUGGACACGAUCAAGUGACUGAAGAAAACUCAGGAUUACAAGGACCGCAAGUCCAUCUAUUCCACCAACAUGACCGUCGAUCAGCAGGGGAGAGUCAAUUGUGCAGGGAAGAAGCCACGCAGCGUGUACCAGAGGCUUUCCACUAUGCACUAGAAGUCUGACAUGGUGAAGAAGAACGGUAACGACAAGACUGCGUAUAUCCUCUUGAAGAGAUGGCUGGACACGGUCAAGUGGCUGAAGAAAACUCAGGAUUACAAGGACCGCAAGUCCAUCUAUUCCACCAACAUGACCGUCGAUCAGCAGGUGAGAGUCAAUUGUGCAGGGAAGAAGCCAUGCAGCGUGUACCAGAGGCUUUCCACCAUGCGCCAGAAGUCCGAGAUGGUGAAGAAGAACGGUAACGACAAGACUGCGUAUAUCCUCUUGAAGAGAUGGCUGGACACGGUCAAGUGGCUGAAGAAAACUCAGGAUUACAAGGACCGCAAGUCCAUCUAUUCCACCAACAUAACCGUUGAUCAGCAGGCGAGAGUCAAUUGUGCAGGGAAGAAGCCACGCAGCGUGUACCAGAGGCUUUCCACCAUGCGCCAGAAGUCCGAGAUGGUGAAGAAGAACGGUAACGACAAGACUGCGUAUAUCCUCUUGAAGAGAUGGCUGGACACGGUCAAGUGGCUGAAGAAAACUCAGGAUUACAAGGACCGCAAGUCCAUCUAUUCCACCAACAUGACCGUCGAUCAGAUAAAUGAAGUGAAAACCAUACUUGCAGACUUGAGGCAAAAGUCAGAGAUACGCUAUGAGCAUAGUUCCAGGAAGCACAACGACGCGGUGGAGAAAAUGGAGGUGGACACGGACGGUGUGGACACGGCAAAGACCUACGCGCCGAGUAGCGAUGUUAGCUUGAAAUUACCAGAGACACCGACUGACGAUCCUCUGUACGGCGACAGCGACAACUUUAUAUCGUGCAAUCAAUUGUAUUCUUUAUCGCAAACAAAUAACAGCAGGUAUUUGAUCAUCGACGUCAGGCAGAAGGCUCAUUAUGACGGAUCCAAAAUUACGUUCGACAAGUGCAUCAACAUUCCACAAUCGGAAAUUAAACCGGGUAUGAAUGUAUCAUAAACGUAAGACAUCAUAUGGUAUCGCGAAUAUCCUCUCUUCAAUAGACUAAGGAAGAAUUUAAUGUACGACGCGUGAUAAUAAUGUAUUUAUCACGAUUGAGUAUCAAUCUCUGCGAAUUGCGUAAGAGCGAUGGGCUGAAGCACGGGAUUGCGAUUUGUAUUUUAUUUUUCUUUUCGCCGAUAUAUUUCGUUCUACAAUAAAGCAAGUGUAAAAAGAGCAAGUUGUAUAGGUAUCAUAAUGUACGUUUGGUUUCUGUAUCAUUGUAUAGCUUAUGAAGUUUUUGUUAUUACUAUACUUUAAAAGGCCCAGUAUUCUUUUUAUUAGACUGAAUUUGUAGAAUACGAUCGCUCUUUUUACGAGAAUUUUUGUUACGCUAUAUGAUACAAAAGUGAAAUUGUGAAAUUAUAUAGAAUAUGUAUUUACCGAUCAAUGAACGCUACUAAAAUUAUUCAGAUCGCGUUUUCCACUUUUACUAUCUUAAUCAUAAAGAAUAUAUAUGGAACAAUUCAUUGUGCCAUAAUAAAUCUCGUAUUGUACUAUUUUUCCUGUUGAAAUUUUAAUAUUAAUCUAUUUAGAAAGAGAUUUGAGAAUUUUGUUUCCAACGUAAAGAUUAUGUGUAUUUGCUUUCUUCAUGUAGUCCUAUAUUAAAAUUUCCAUUAUUCCAAA